Molecule: messenger RNA, 7409 nt
Organism: Asterias rubens (European starfish)
Lineage: Eukaryota; Metazoa; Echinodermata; Asteroidea; Forcipulatida; Asteriidae
Product: rootletin-like
Exons: 38
Coding region: 354-7004 (2216 amino acids)
Source: RefSeq, a predicted model, not a curated record
GUUUGUGCGGUAGUAAAUUUGUAUCGGCUGCUGCACGAUUUGGAGAGGAAAUAACCGGUUUCUCAAUUCCAAACAAAAUGGUCACCUUGUUGCGAAGUACUUGAGAAACUUCCUGUCUUAGUUACGUGGUUGCUGGUGAUUCAGUGUUGGUGUUGCCGUGGUUCUUUCUGGCGUAGUGGCGAAAGACUGCACGUGUAAACGUGUGUAAUUUUGUACCCAGGCGCGAACGUUUUGGACAGCUAGCUAGCCCGUGCUUCCUCCAACAACCAAAAUCCUCAGACUUCCAAUUACGGUUCCAUGUUUCAGAAUCCUUAUUUCUACUACUGAGAUAGUCUGAGCUUUUAGUGGUUGUCAUGUCGUUCAAAGGAGAUAGAGAUGAGCGUCUCGAGAGAGUCAUUCAGAAACUUGAAGACACUGUUUUAUCCAAAGAAGAUCCCUCAUCAGACAGCCUUCUAUCAGUAAGAGGUGAAGGAGACAGUAAUACUAAGGUUCCAGCUCGUAUCCGAGAGAUCAUCACUAAGAAUCUAUCGGCCGAUGAUUCACCUCGUCUCGAUGAGUCAGGUUUGAGUCCAAGCGUCAUGUCACUACAAGAAGAGAAUCGUAUGCUGACGAAUGAGCUGAGCAGAGUGGAGGAUCUACUCUCAGCUAGCCGGGCAGAUAGAGAUGAAAUUGCCAUCAAGUAUCAAGCACUUGCCGAUAGGUUGGAGCAAUCUUAUAAGUCUGAUGCGGGAGUGGAACGUGAACGAGAGGAGCAGAAUAGAUCCUUGGUUUCUCAGAAUGUAGAGUUGAGGCAUAAACUUGAGGAUGAACAUUCUAACUACAAACGGAAGCUUCAGGCUUAUCAAGAUGGACAGCAGAGGCAGGCUCAACUUGUUCAGAAACUACAAGCAAAGGUUUUGCAGUACAAGAGGAAGUGUGGCGAGUUGGAGACUCAUCUGCAGGAUCGAGUCGCUGAGAGUGAGCAACACAGAUACUCGUUGCGUAGCACCACUGAUACUCUUCAGAGUCAGUUAGAGACGGCCGAAGCUCAGCUCAAACUCCGAGAGGAAGAACACUCCUCAGACCUGGAGAAUGCUCUCUUGAAACUUGAGGAAGAGCAACAAAGGAGUGGAAGUCUCGCUCAUGUUAAUUCCAUCUUGAGGGAACAGCUUGACCAAGCCUCUACGGCCAACCAACAUCUAACCUCUGACAUAUCUAGAUUGACUGAAGACUUGACCAAGUCUCGUGACGAUCUGGAAGUCCGGGAGACCGAAUGGAGGGAUGAGGAAAAGUCGUUCAACGAUUACUUCAACAAUGAGCAUAGUCGCUUGUUAGCUGUAUGGCGUAAUGUGGUUGGGUUCAGACGUGGAUUCAGCGAGAUGAAGACUGCAACAGAACGCGAUAUGGCUCAAGUGAGAGCUGAAAUGACUCGUUCAGCACGCAACCUCCACUCCGCAUGCUUGAAUCUUACUUCCAAUAUGCGCACCAAUGAGACUAGCUCAGUAGUCCAUCUAGAGAAAGAACGAUCUGAACGUGUGCAGUUGGAGCAACAGCUCAGAGAUAAGGUCAAGGAACUGCUGGAUCUACAAGCGAGGUUUGACGCUGAUAAGACAGAGCUGAAUUCAAGAAUCAAUGAGUUGACAGUAACCAAUGAGAAGCAUAAGAUCCUCUUAGCCGAGAAGGACAAUCAGCUACGUACCGUCUCUAGCUCAGCGAGCGUGAGUCGAGUCAACAUCUCAGCCUCUCAUACUCAACCUCUGGAGUCGAGUCACACUGAAGCGUCCCUGCAGCAGCAAGCUGAUGAUGAGGAUAACGGUGAAUCGUUACGCGUACUGCGUGAAGAGUGUGAAGCGUUACAUACAGCGUUACGUGACAUCGCUCAGGUCGUUAUACAGGAUGCGGACGUCUCCGGGGCGAUGGAGGAUGGUAAUGGCGCUGGCGAGGAUCAAGAGACUGGGUUCAUGUCGGAUGUUACUCUUCCAUCACCUUAUGCAAGAUCAACACCUCUUAGGCGUACUCCCUCUCCUGGUCGUGCUUUACAUCUUCAUCGUUCUCCUUCUCCACGUCGUGCACCAUCACCUUCAAGACGUACUCUCUCUCCAUCUCGCUCUCGUUCACCAGCGUUUGCCGAAUCUACUUAUUCAGCCGUCCAGGCUGCUCUACAGAAGAGGCAGCUUCAGGUCCAGGAGCUGAAAGUGAAGCUGAGUUCCAACAAGGAACAAGUAGCUUCCUUGAGGAAGCAUCUUGAGAAUGGGGAUUCAGAUAAGAGACAUCUUGAGCGUAGUAUCCAAGGAUUGAAGGAUGAAGUGGAGACGGCAAAACGACAGACCGAUGACAUCAAGAGAGACAGAGAUCGACUUAGAAACUCACUGGACGCAACUGGGAGUGAAAAGUCCGCUCUGGAGAAUCUACGUCGAUCACUGAAUGAGCAGAUAGAAGCUUUGAACACAGAGAAUGAAAGAAUCCAAGCUGCAAACGCUGAGCUUCAGAGACAGCGAGAUAAUCUUGAAGAUGACCGGGACGAUCGAGACCGUGAUAUGGAGAGACAGAAGAAAGAGAUUGACAGAAGUCACAAGUUGCUGGAGCAAAUGGAAGGCAAGAAUUCUACUCUGAAGGAAGACAUCGUCAGCUUGAAGGAAGGAUUAAAUAAAGCAACGCUGGAGAGAGAAGUUCUGGAUCAAGAAAAGGCAGAAAUCAGUGCUACAUUAUCCAGAGCCGAGUUGCACAAGGCCGAGCUGGAGAUGCAAUUAAACAAAGUGAGGACUGACGAGGCUACUCUAAGGGAUGCUCUGCUGAAGAUGCAAGCUCUGAACGAAGGACUUGGUCAAGAUAAAAUAGAACUCAAUAAGAUCAUUAUGCAGUUGGAAGGUGAGAAACAGACUCUGUUCUCUGAAAAAGGUCAUCUUGAACACGAGAAAUCAACGAUCAAAGAAGAGCUAGUACGUAUUGAAAGUGAAAAGAUGGAUACAGAGACUGAGAAGAUGGGACUGGAUCAGAGUUUGAGUCUUGUCGAACACACCAAAGCUCAACUUGAAGAUGAGUUAGAUGCAGUCAACAGAGAUAAGGCUGAACUACAAGAUAGCUUCUCUCAGGUGAGUCGCCAGAAGGCUUCUCUCGCUGAAGAACUUCUUCAAUCCAGACGUACGGCUGAAUUCCAAGGAGAGAAUGUCUCUAGAAUUGCUAAGGAGAAGGAAGAGUUGACUAAAGACAAAGCAAACCUUGUGGUCCAACUCACUGCUGCGGAGAGGGAGAAUCGAUCACAGAGUGAAGUCAUUGCUGCCUUAAACAGUGAUAAGGAUAGCCUGGAGACAGCCUUGUAUGAAUUACAACAAACUUCAGCUAAACUUGAGAACAGGAAAGAACAGCUAGAAGCAGAAGUACAGGAACUCCAGCUGGCUAAAGAAGCUAUCACAGUUGAUCUCGCUCGAGUCCGUAAGGAGAUGGAGAUUGAAGUCACAAAGAGGGAGAAAGAUCUUGAUUUAUUGAAGCAGAAAUUAUCUCAAGUGGAGAGAGAUUCUCAGCUGGCUGUGAAGCAGAGGGAACAGAUGCAUGAGGAAGAGACGGAGAGGCUGAUCAGAGAAAAGGAAACAUCAAGACUUCAGUUGGAAGGAGAGCGAGACGAACUCAGCCACAAGGCAAACCAAGAACGAGAAGAAUUGAUCGCAAAAUAUGAACAAGAUAAAGAAGCAAUGGAGGAGGAGCUUGGCUUGAUGCAAAGAGAUAGAGAUGAGAGCCUCCUAUUGGCUGAAAAUGAUAAACAACAGGCGUUGUCGUUUGCUCAACAAGAGAAGAAUCAACUGAUGGAGAAAUUGAAUAAUUCUCAGCGAGAGUUGGCCAACGCUUCCAUGGAGAUGGAUCGACUCAAGCGAGAAGCUUACACCAAAACUGAACAAGAUAAGGAUGCUUUGAAUGCCUCGAUAACUGAAGUGAAAGAUUUGAGAGGAUUCUUUGAAGACGCUACUGAGGCUCAUGAGAAGCAGAUCCGAGAAUUGACCUCCAACAUCAAAGAUCUCCAGAAAGCCAAAGAAGCAGCCCUGAGAGAGGUCAACGAACUCAAGACACAACUGAAGAUGGUUGAAGAAAGCCGAGAUGGCGUGAGACGAGAGUUGAUCGAAGCUCAUCGUAAGAUCCGAGAAGGAGACGAGACGAGGGAGGUGAUGAGGAAAGAGAAUCUUGACAUCAAACGGCAGUGGAAUGAUGACAAUAGAGAGAAGGACUCAGUGAUGAAGAUUAAUGAGGAACUAAGAGAUAAAGUCAAGAAGACUGAAGCGGAGAAGACGACUCUGAACCGAAAUGUUGAAGAUAGAAACCAGAGGAUAGCAGUUUUGGACGAAGCAAAGGCAACGAUCCAGAAGGAAGCUGGUGACCUGAGGUCAAGUCUCCGUGAAGUUGAGAAGUCUCGUCUUGAAGCUCGCCGGGAGCUACAAGAGCUCAGACGUCAGAUAAAGACCCUCGAGACAGAGAGAGCUAAGAGAGUGAAGGAGAUUGAAGACUUGAUGGCUCGUCUCUCAGCCGCUGACGCUAGAGACGAAGACAACCGCAAAGAUAUCUUCACACUCAAACAGAAGAUUGUCGAGACCGAGUCCACCAGAGAAUCAAUCCGUAAAGACGCUGCUAACCUACAGAGACGUUACGCCGAACUAGAAGAUGAACUACGUCUCAGAGAGAAGGAUUACCAGAUGGCUCUUGAAGAUGCGAGGAAUACCGAGAGGAAGUUAUCCGAGAAGCUCCGCGUGACUGAGACGUCUUUGGAGUAUGCUAACGGUGAAAUGGGAGAGUUGAAGUUGAAGCUGAGUGCUGCGGAGGGCCGGAUUAAUGGCCUGGAAGCUCAGCUGGCUCAAGUUGAAGGAGCCAAACGUGAUGUUGAGUUCAAGCUUGGUAGUCUGCACUCUGCAUUACGUCGUACUCUAGGUAUAGGAACCGGUGCUCCACCAUCAGGAAGUCCAGGAUCCACACUGAGGGCUCGUAGUCCCAGUCCAAUGCGAAGCCGAAGAGGGCGCUCUCCAGGUAAAGUUACCUUCAAUCUAAGUACAGGGUUCGAUAACACCUUUACGACCACCACGGAUGGGCGAGGGAGCCCUAUCCCACGCACUGGAUCUCCCGAUCGGUCACGUAGUCCUGAGCGUAGUAUGUCACCAACACGUUUAGAGCAACUAGUAGCGGACAUUGAUCCAGAGACGGUUCGAAUCUCUCUAAGAGACUUCUCACAACAGCUGAAGCAGACGGAGAGACAGAGGGAUGACUCCAUUAUGAAGAUUAAGAGUCUUCGUCAAGAGAUGUCCGAGAUGGAUGAAGAUAGAAGUCGCAUCGAGCAACGUCUUCAACAGCUACAGAAAUCACUGGGAGAGAUGGAAGAAGGAAAGAGAGGAGCUGACGGGAGGUUGAGUAGUGCUCAGACUGCUCUUAUGCUUCAAGAAGAGACUAUUCGAAGACAUGAACGAGAGCGUAAAGGAAUGCAAGAGAAGUUCCACACUCUGGAGCGCUCCCUCCAAUCGUCUGAGAAUGAGAAACGCUCCUGUCAGGAUAAGAUAGCCAAGAUGAAGCAGAACGAACAGCGUCUUGAAGCGGAUAAACGCCAACUACGUGAAGCUCUUGAAGGAUCCGAGAAUCGCGCCACGCAGCUGGAGUUGAAACGUCGGGCACUAGAGGGCGAUCUACAGAGACUGCAACUUUCAAUGAAUGAUCGCAUCACAGAGAACCAGGUAUGUCAGGAGAGGAUUGAUUCUCUAACGAAGCAGAUACAGGACCUGGAGAGUAGGAACAGCUCUCUUCAGCUGACAGUGGAUCGGAUGUCUAACGCUUUAGCUAAGAGUGAAACGGAUGAAACGGACCUCAAGGGCAAGCUCCAGUCUUUGUCUAUGUCUUUGAAUGACAGCAACGUAGAAUCAUCUCAGCUUCAAGAACACAUCCAACAUCUUCAACAGACUCUAUCUCAGAGUGAGCAUGAUCGUAGAGUUCUUCAAGAACGCUUGGAUACAGCUAGACAUGCAUCGUCUGAAUCUAAGAAGCAGAAUCAUCAGUUAAUGGAACGAGUUCAACAACUUCAGAAUGAGAUGUCCGAUACAGAGUUGAGACGUAUGGAGCUAGAAGCACAGAUAAGAAACUCACAGGAGCUUCUUAAACAACGUCAAGACUCUGAAGACAACGCCCUCGUCCAAAUCCAACGUCUUCAAGCCCAGAAACAAACCUCACAAGAACACAUCGCUAUGCUACAGAGAGCUUAUAGUAACCUGGAGACCGAGAAGAGAGAAUUAGAACGGAGUACGGGACGUCUUGAGAAAGAUAAGACUGCUCUGAAGAAAACACUGGAUAAGGUUGAGCGUGAGAAGAUUCGUAUCGACGAGGUGGCAAUGCGAGUAUCAUCCGAGAAAGGUGCUUUAGAUAACUCAUUGAGUACCUUUGAGCAAGAGAAUACUGAGUUACAGCGUCAGGUACAGGCCCUACAAGGUUCAUUGGCAGAAACUGAACAGCAGCACGCUCAGAGAUUGAUUGAGCUGACGACUCGUCACCGUCAAGAGACUGACAUGGAAACUGAGAGAUUGAGGACGGCUCAGCUUCAAUCCGAGAGGAUGCUAGAAGCCAGAGAGAGAGCUCAUAGACAAAGGGUCAAAGCCUUAGAGGAACAGGUGAGCACUGUGAAGGACCAGCUGAAUGUUGAACAGAAGAAACGUCAGCAAUAUAUCACAAGAAGCAGUAAGACGUCGGAUGAGAUUCAAGACCUUAGGAAUAUGCUGAGUGAUUCUCUACACACUGUCUCGAGAGACACAGCUCUAGACCCAGUCCUUCUUGAACAUGAAACACGUAAACUGGACGAAUCAAUGGGUUAUGGUUCAAGUUAUGGUCCUGGAUCCAUCAGUGGUAAACAUCGUAGUACAAGGAGUUCAUCUCCAGUACGGCUGAGUGCUCAGGCUACUUCAACUCCAGCCCCCGGUAGAGGUUCCAAGUUGAAGUCCUCUCCACGUGUUCAUGACAGAAACGCCUCCGUUGGCGUGAGCCCAGUUGCAAGGCGCUCACUUCGCAAAUGAAAGGUCACUCACUUCUCACUGGAGUGAGUUUUUAAUUUGAUGAGUUGCUUUAUGACAGUAUCAACCAAACUUCCCUCGUAUUGAUACUGUUACUGUUAAAUGGUAAUGAAAUUGACCAAUACUUAAAUGGUUCCCUUUUUAAAAAGCUGAAUUAGUUCCUAUGGUUACUCGAGUACAGGGAUAUGACAUUUCAGACUUUUAUCUGAAUUAAGUUUUUUUUUUUUUUUUCUUCUGCGUGGUGAAACGAGUGGAUGUUCCUUUCCUCAGAGAUAAGGAAAUUUUUUUCCUUGAUCUGCUACUUAAUGCAGAGGAGUUUCUCUGUAGGGAUUUAACUGCAGGGGGCGAUUUCACAAAGAAUUAGGACUUGUCUUAUCUCGUGUUAAUUUUAAGAUCGCCAUGCUACAG